CUCUCUCUCUCUCUCUCUCUCUCUCUCUCUCUGGGAGCUGUGGUUACACACACAGUUUCAGUGCGGCGACCUUUGCCAUGGCUAUCGCAGCGGCAGUUACUAUCGUCCCUAUUGGCCUCCUCUUCUUCGCCUCUGGUCUCAUCGUUAAUCUCAUUCAGGCUAUUAUUUAUGUGACUAUACGGCCAUUCUCGAAGAGUAUAUUUAGAAGAAUUAACAGAAUGGUGGCGGAGCUGUUGUGGCUGGAACUUGUGUGGAUCGUUGAUUGGUGGGCAGGAGUCAAGGUUUGUCUGUACACAGAUCCUGAAACUCUAGAAAUGAUGGGUAAAGAACAUGCUCUUGUGAUAGCUAAUCAUAAAAGUGACAUAGAUUGGCUCAUUGGGUGGGUGUUUGCUCAGCGAUCAGGGUGUCUUGGUAGCACAUUGGCUGUCAUGAAAAAAUCAUCAAAGUAUCUUCCAGUGAUCGGUUGGUCAAUGUGGUUUUCUGAGUAUCUUUUUCUUGAGAGAAGCUGGGCUAAAGAUGAAACUACUCUAAAGUUGGGACUUGAGAGGCUAAAAGACUACCCUCAGCCAUUUUGGUUGGCUCUUUUUGUGGAGGGGACUCGGUUUACACAAGCCAAGCUUUUAGCAGCUCAAGAAUAUGCAUCUUCAUUGGGAUUACCUGUUCCUAGAAAUGUUUUAAUUCCACGAACAAAGGGGUUUGUUACUUCAGUGAGUCAGAUGAGAUCAUUUGUUCCUGCUAUUAUUGAUAUGACAGUUGCUCUUCCCAAAGAUACAACUCCACCAACAAUGCUCAGGCUCUUUAAAGGCCAGUCUUCUGUGAUUCAUGUGAAAGUGAAGCGUCAUUCAAUGAAGGAUCUGCCAGAAUCAGACGAAGCUGUUGCACAAUGGUGCAAAGAUAUUUUUGUUGUCAAGGAUGAUGUACUAGACAAGCAUAGAGAAUUAAACGCCUUUCCUGAUUCUGAACUCGUUGACAUUGGCCGGCCAUUGAAGUCUCUAGUGGUGGUGGUUUCGUGGGCAUGCCUGAUUGUAUUCGGGACGUUCAAAUUCCUGCAGUGGUCAAAUCUGUUGUCUUCAUGGAAGGGUUUGACUUUUGCUGGGGUUGGGUUGGCGGCUGUAACUGUUUUGAUGCAGAUAUUGAUCCAAUUCUCUCAGGCUGAUCGCUCCACACGCGCAAAGGUGGCCCCCGCAAGGUCCAAUGGUAGUACUAGUGUCCAAGACAAGCAGCAGUGACUGUUACUGUUAUGGACAUCCUCAUUUCCUUCUUCCUCUUUUCAUUUAUCAACAGACGUGGGUGUAAUGGGUAUUGUGUACUGUGUACUUUGUAGUAAAGAUUAAAUAGAAUAUGCUGCUAUUAUGU
This is a messenger RNA of Lactuca virosa, 1356 nucleotides long. NCBI's taxonomy places the organism in Eukaryota, Viridiplantae, Streptophyta, Magnoliopsida, Asterales, Asteraceae. The record is from the annotation of a GenBank genome assembly.